AAAAUCAAGUUGCAACCAAGUGCUUUGUCAAAAGAAGGUGCCAUCUCAACAAUGGUCUGGCUUCCACUGACCCAAUGGCUGAAGACACCCUUGGCUUUCAUCUGAAUACAUUCUAGUUCAUCCAAUGUUGCAUCAUCAGGUUAACAGAGAUGGAGAUCUCCAGGAUUUGGAGACCAGUAACAAUGGGCACUAAAAUUCUGGACUAGAUUUGAGAAAGGUAGAUGGACUAUAAGGCAAUCGCCCAACAAUCUGCUGAACAAGUUUUAGCUUACAAUCAAGACCUGUCUGGCUGGAAAGUCGUUAAAACUUCAAAAAAGGUAACUGUUUCCAGCAAGGCCUCUAAACUAUUCCAAGGAAACCUAUACCGUAUUGAAGGAGUAAUUCCAGAAUUACCAGCUCACCUCUCUGAUUUCCUCUACAAAUCUGAACACAGAGUUUCAUGGGAUAAAUCUUUGAAAGCAUUCAACAUGAUACACAAGAUUGAUUCGGAUACACUUAUAUGCCACACCAUCACACAGAGUUUUGCCAUGGGCUCAAUUUCCCCGAGAGACUUUAUCGACUUAGUACACAUCAAGCACCAGGACGGGAAUAUGGACAUUAUCAGUACUAGGAGUGUGGAGUUCCCAGGAUACCCUCCCACGUCACAUUAUAUCCGUGGCUAUAACCAUCCCUCCGGCUAUGUGUGCUCCCCUCUCAAGGAUCCCUGGUGAGAGGUGGUGGCUGUCUGCUUGUGGCUGUCUGCAGUGCGGUGUGUGGAGAAAAGCUGUUCACUCUGCAGAUUUGGAAAUGAAUGAAAAACGGAAACAGCAGGGUUCGUAUUGGAAAAGUGGAAUCCCUGAGACUCUGUAGGGCCUUGACUCAUACGUUCGUCCUUUAACUGAUUAUCUACAUAAUAGGAGCAGUCCUUUCCGCAGGAUGGAUGGGAGGAGCUACUGGUACUCAACCCCGACGUUCCCGGCUCACAGGGAGACACAGCCGAUGCCUGCUUGCCAGUGAGCAGAGUAUCUCUGGGACUUAAGCAGCCCGCCUGCGUCUGCUUUGUAGAAAAGAAAGACAAUACUCCUCUCGAGGCAUGUAACGGACAACUCAAACUUCCUUUCCCUUGAAGAUUUUCUCUAGAUUUUCCAGAAAGGAUUUCUUCUUGAAUAUCUGCUGGAAGCUGCGUGAAGACUUCUUGGUCAACACCCUCUGGCAGGAACUGGAGUGGCAAGUCACUCGUGUCCUUUUCUUUAGGAAAGCAGGUGGCAUCCGAUGGAGACUCCCCCCUUCUCGUGCUUUCGAUUCUUCUACUUGGGAGACAAUCCCAGUUUGCUUCUUUCUCCUUGUAGGAGUCCUCCAUGUGGAUGUCCUUCACUUUCUACAACACAAGGAACAGCAGAGCUCAGAGUCCACAUGCCUUGCACAUCACUGCUGCAGGUGUCCUGCAACUAGUGUGUCUCACACACCCAUAAACCUGCCCAACCCUUCGACCUCCCGUUACCAGUGCCAGGUACCCACAGAGAUCAAUCCAGCCCAGUGUCACACACCACUGAGUGGCUUAUCAUUCCAUUCAUACGUUCCUGGCUAACACAGAGUAGGAGACAAAAUAUGAAUGAAGAAAGGAGGGGCUGGGGAUUUAGCUCAGUGGUAGAGCGCUUACCUAGGAAGCGCAAGGCCCUGGGUUUGGUCCCCAGCUCCGAAAAAAAGAACCAAAAAAAAAAAAAAAACACCACAAAGCAAAAA
Molecule: messenger RNA, 1722 nt
Organism: Rattus norvegicus (Norway rat)
Lineage: Eukaryota; Metazoa; Chordata; Mammalia; Rodentia; Muridae
Gene: Stard6
Product: StAR-related lipid transfer domain containing 6
Molecular function (GO): lipid binding
Source: RefSeq, a predicted model, not a curated record